This is a messenger RNA of Indicator indicator, 965 nucleotides long. RefSeq names its product TNF receptor superfamily member 9 (gene TNFRSF9). NCBI's taxonomy places the organism in Eukaryota, Metazoa, Chordata, Aves, Piciformes, Indicatoridae. The coding region runs from base 1 to 843 and encodes 280 amino acids. The transcript has 7 exons. The record is from RefSeq and is a predicted model, not a curated record. Gene Ontology annotation, biological process: regulation of cell population proliferation. Gene Ontology annotation, molecular function: cytokine binding; signaling receptor activity. Gene Ontology annotation, cellular component: external side of plasma membrane.
AUGGGACCGGCAGCUGCACGGGCGGGCCGGGCACUCUUGCUGGCAGUGCUGCUGGCGCUGGCGGUCAGCCCGGGGCCCACAGUCUCUCUGCCGUGCAGCGCCGAAUGCCCAGCAGGUACCUUCUUCGUGGCGAGUGCGGGCUGCAAGCACGGCGGAUCCUGCCGGCAGUGCCCACCCGACACUUUCUCCAGGGCAGCGGGACUCCGCGCCUGUACACUCUGCCGGAAGUGCGAAGGACCAUUCAGGUAUUUUAAGAAGUGUUCCGCAAAAAGCGAUGCUGAAUGCACGUGCAAGGAGGGGUAUCGCUGCAACGGCGACGGCUGCUCUCGCUGCGACCGAAGCUGUGGCGUGGGUCAGGAGGACACGGAGAGCGGCUGCCAGAUUUGCCGCUAUGGAACUUUUAAUGAUCAGCCCAACAGCUCUUGUAAAAACUGGACAAAGUGCUCUGCAAACCAAGUCCUGGAGCCUGGAACAGCAGCAAAAGACGUCGUUUGCAAGCAUGUUUCAGAUAAUCCCACUUUAGCCACUACUGUCUCUAUCAGGUCUCCUGCAAUUCCAUUUUCUUCUUUCACUGUGCCAGGGAAGGACCUCCAGAUGGACGUUAUCAGAAUUUCUCUUACUGUAGCUGGGCUGUUGUGCAUACUGUUUCUGCUACCCUCAUGCAUAUGCUGCAGAAUCUGGCAGAAAAAGAAAAUACAUACUGUCUUCAAGGAAAUGUAUCCCACACCUGAACAGUCAAUUCAGGAAGAUGAUGCCUGCAGCUGCCGCUUUCCUCAGGAAGAACAAGGUGAAUAUCAAAACCACAGCAAAUCCACAGAAUUCAGAGAUCUUUUGGUGAACUAGGAGUUGGACUGUCCAGGUCAACCACAUUUGAAUUUCGUUUUGGAACACAACAAGAAUCUGUUCACGCAAAUAGAGAGGAUACCAGAAUCUGUGAAUUUCAGAGUGCUGAAUAGCGCUUCCAC